This is a messenger RNA of Fraxinus pennsylvanica, 2445 nucleotides long. Lineage: Eukaryota; Viridiplantae; Streptophyta; Magnoliopsida; Lamiales; Oleaceae. The record is from the annotation of a GenBank genome assembly.
AUGUACAGCCUCAGCAAGAGCAAUACCUCCCUCACCAAUAUUGCAGCUGUAGAGAAGAAAAGUCAAGGUACUUUUCUGCAACCUCACGACAACACUGCAAGUCACAGUCAGCCUUCAGGUUCAGGCCGUUCGUUCACUUACCUCCAGUUGAGAGACGAGUCCAGAGUCCAGUCUCCAGACGGAAGAAAAGGCAGUGGAAACUGGUGUCUAUCAGUUUUCAAAUUGGACGAACUUGGUUUAGAGAUAUUGAGGAUUGCUCUGCCUGCAUCUCUGGCUUUGACAGUUGAUGGUGUGUUUCUAGGUACUGGAUCAUGGGCAUCUGAUGUUCUGGUUGAGUUAGUAAGCAGUGCAGUUCCAUUAUCAUCAGACAUAAUAAAAUUGUACCAAGAACUAAUGGCAUCUACAAUGAAGAAUGGAGUUAAUGAGUGUGUUAACAGAAUGAUGGCCAAUCGAGCCUGGACGACUCGUUUGCAGAAAUCAAUACGGAACUUGGUCCCGAGUUUCGAUCAGGAAGUUGUUUACAAUGUGUUGCACGGUUCCAAGAACUCAGAGCAUGCUCUCCAGUUCUUUCGCUGGGUUGAAAGAUCCGGACUUUUUCAACACACCAGAGAGACCCAUUUAAAAAUGAUCGAGAUUUUGGGGCGAGCUUCGAAGCUCAACCACGCUAGGUGCAUCUUAUUGGAUAUGCCAAAAAAGGGUGUGGAAUGGGAUGAAGAUUUGUGGGUUUUGUUGAUUGAAGGAUAUGGGAAGGCGGGCAUAGUUCAGGAGAGUGUGAAGCUGUUUCAGAAAAUGGAGGAAUUAGGGGUCGGAAGGACGAUAAAAUCAUAUGAUACUUUGUUUAAGGUGAUUAUGCGUAGAGGUCGGUAUAUGAUGGCCAAGAGGUAUUUUAAUAAGAUGUUGGGUGAGGGGAUUGAGCCAACCACACACACUUUUAAUAUCAUGAUCUGGGGAUUCUUUCUCUCAGGGAAGGUCGAGACUGCGAAUAGGUUUUUCGAGGAUAUGAAGAGUAAGGAUAUUUCACCGGAUGUGGUCACAUAUAAUACAUUGAUUAAUGGGUACCAUCGGGUUAAAAAAAUGGACGAGGCGGAGAAGUACUUUGUGGAGAUGAAGGGGAGGAACAUUGAGCCUACAGUUAUUACUUAUACAACAUUGAUUAAAGGGUACAUGUCAGUUGAGCGGGUCGAUGAUGCAUUGAAAUUGUUGAAGGAAAUGAAGAGUUUUGGGAUUAAACCCAAUGCCAUUACAUACUCAACCCUAUUAUCUGGACUAUGUGACGCAGAGAAGAUGUUUGAGGCUCGGGGUAUUUUGAAGGAGAUGGCGGAGAAGUACAUUGAAUCUAAGGAUAAUGCGAUCUUUACUAGGCUAAUAUCUGGCCAGUGCAAGGCAGGUGAUUUGGAUGCUGCCAUGGAUGUUCUAAAGGCUAUGAUUAGGUUGAGCGUUCCGACAGAAGCAGGGCAUUAUGGUAUUCUGAUCGAGAAUUUCUGCAAGGCUGGUCAAUAUGAUCAUGCUGUUAAGUUGUUGGAAAAGCUCAUUGAGAAGGAGAUCAUUUUGAGGCCUCAAAGUACUUUGCAUAUGGAGCCUAGUGCAUAUAACCCAAUUAUUGAGUAUCUUUGCAGCAAUGGCCAGACAUCAAAAGCAGAAAUCCUUUUGCGACAGUUGAUGAAAAUGGGCGUUCAAGAUCCUGUUGCUUUAAAUAAUCUGAUCCGUGGGCAUGCAAAGGAAGGAAAUCCUGAUCCAGCCUUUGAAAUUCUUAAUAUCAUGAUAAGGAGAAAUGUUCUUUCAGAAAAAAGUGCCUAUGAAUCACUCAUUGAGAGCUACCUGAAGAAGAAUGAGACUGCUGAUGCAAAGACAACUUUGGAUAGCAUGAUAGAGAAUGGUCAUCUCCCAGAUUCAUCCAUGUAUAGAUCAGUGAUGGAGAGCUUGUUUGAAGAUGACAGGAUUCAGACUGCAAGCCGAGUCAUGAAGACUAUGUUGGAGAAGGGGCUGAAGGAUCAUGAAGACUUGAUUGCUAAGAUUUUGGAAGCUCUUCUUAUGAGGGGUCAUGUUGAAGAAGCCAUUGGAAGAAUUGAGCUGCUGAUGGUUAAUGGUCUUGCACCAGAUUUUGAUAGUCUCUUAUCUGUUCUCUGUGAGAAAGGGAAGACAAUUUCUGCUCUGAAACUGUUGGAUUUUGGUUUGGAAAGAGAUUGCAACAUCAACUUUUCAAGCUAUGAUAAGGUUUUAGAUGCUCUUUUAGCUGCCGGCAAGACUCUCAAUGCAUAUUCGAUUUUAUGCAAGAUAUUGGAGAAAGGAGGUGUAACUGAUUGGAGUAGCUGCAAAGACUUGAUCAAGAGCCUUAACGAGGAGGGGAACACAAAACAAGCAGAUACUCUAUCUAGGAUGAUUUUGGGGAAGGGCAUGCAGAUUGAUGGCAAGAAAGGAAAGAAGAAAGCACAAAUUGCUUGUUGA